Molecule: messenger RNA, 1838 nt
Organism: Suillus discolor
Lineage: Eukaryota; Fungi; Basidiomycota; Agaricomycetes; Boletales; Suillaceae
Exons: 4
Coding region: 367-1578 (403 amino acids)
Source: RefSeq, a predicted model, not a curated record
AACCAAGUACGUCGAACAACAACGAGUAGCAAAACACAACACAUGCUCGCGUUGGCAAUGAACGAGGUGCUUCUUUAUUGUGGUGGAGAGGCAUGAUCCCAUUAUAUCUUGUUCCAUUGUUCCUGAUACUAAUACUUUGCGUCAAGUAUAAAGACCAUGCCACGGCAUGCAUUUCGUACUCGCCCUGUUCAUCAUACCCUCGUCAGUGACGAAGUAGACUGUGUCUGCUGCCUUCUUUCGCUUCAUCUUCUUUGCUUCUAACUUACGACCCGGCAUUGACUGCCGUCUUCCACAAGCUGGUCUUAGACAAACCUUUGAAACACUUCUUCGCCGCUGAAGUCGACAAUAUACCAGUGUAUCUACGCUAUGAAGCUUUCCGUUUUUGUAACUCUCGUGCUCUCUUCCUUCGCCACUGCUCUUCCGAGCCUCAAGCGUCGUGGGGGAAGCUUUGUGCUGCAGAAUGGUAUCGACGCGAUCAAUUUGAACAACCAAUUCCAGUCACUGACUGCAUCCUCACCUUGUACAUCUGGCAAUGCUUGUGUCAAUGGGGAGUUUGCUCAGUGCGUCAACGGGCAAUACGUCCUCACUUCAUGUGGAUCAGGUUUAACAUGUGCUGCACUUCCUCUUGUCAACUCUGCUGGAACUAGCAUCACUUGCACCACUCAAGCAGACCUGAACUCUCGUAUUGCUGCCACCGGUGCCACUGCCAACGGAACAAGUACGACAGGCAGCCCCUCCAAUGCGACUGCUACAUCCAGCUCAGCUCUUGUAGCCACUUCCACAACAGGCUCUGGGUCAAAUUCCAACUCAAAUGCUCAGACCUCCCUGACUCUACUGUCAAGCCUUGUCGCUCCUAAUUUUGCUCAGAACGGUCAGAACACAAACACCUCCGAGGCUGGCGAAGUUCCUUCUUUGACAUCCACCAACAACUUUAUCAACUACUGUGCCACGUUGUCUAAUCUCCCUAUAACGAACGGCCAACAGAUUCAAGGUGGUUCCUGCAACCCCGCUCCCAUGGGUGCCAUCCCUUCCACCUCGAAUAUGCCCAGUGCCAAGUUCGUCAGUCCUAACAACUUGGCUGUUCUUCCAGCGAACACCACUUUCCAGGUGACACUGGCGAUUAGAGGAAUCGAGACUGGGUUCUUUGUGAAUCCGGAUACCAAUUACUUUUCUGCUCCCCAGCAAAUUGAUCCUACAUCUGGGCAAAUCCAGGGUCACGCCCACAUCGUUAUCGAGGCGCUUCAGUCCCUUACGCAGACUACCCCAACCGACCCCAGCAAGUUCGCAUUCUUUGUUGGUUUGAACAGCAAGGCAGAUGCAAGUGGUCAACUUCAUGCCAGCAUCACUAAUGGUUUGCCUGAGGGGACGUAUAAGAUGUCUACCAUUGUCACCGCAAUGAACCACCAACCAGUUCUUGUCGCUGUGGCGCAGCAUGGAUCAUUAGAUGAUCAAAUCUACUUUACUGUCGUUGCCCCUGGCCAGAACGGCACAACCACGACAACCACCUCCAUUGGUGACUCGCCGCUUCCCUCAACUACCUCGAGUGUCUCUUCCGUACCUACGGAUUCUGGCACUUGAUCCUCACAAGUGCGCUCGCAACCAUGAGCGCUACACCCACCACAGACUGCACAUAACAAUUCCCGUGUUGUGAUGGCGCAUACAGUAGACUAUCUCAUAAUGCGUAACUCUCGUAAUAUAUAACCUUUGAUCAGGAUGGUUCCAUUGAGAAAUUGUGCAAUGAUGCAUUAUGAGAUACAGUUUCCCAUCCAGAGUUGUGCGAUUUAAUAAAGAUUUUGCUGUCCCCACGUUUGUACUUAAGUUUGGAUAUCGGAUUUUCC